CUAUGACUACAAUUAACUAGAAUAAUACAUAUUUUUAAGUUUAGUGUGGUUAGGUAUAUAAAAGAAUUUAAAGUUUCAUUUUCAACAAAACUUAAAUAUUGUUACAUAUGUCAAACUCUCAAAACUUAUUUAUUCAAAAUAAUUCAAAUGUAAUCAUAAUGGAAAAUAUUUUUCAUAUUGCAGAUUGUUGUCGUGCAUGUCUCCGAAUAGAGUGCUCACUAACGCCUACAACGACGUUAGAUAACGAUUCUGUAAAGUUUUGCGACAAAUUACACGCUUGUGUUUCUGAAGUUGCCUGGAUGAAAGAAGGACUGCCCUCUCUUAUUUGUUCAACUUGCAUAGAAAGAUUGCGUGCAGCCUAUGAUUUUCGAAAUGUUUGUUUACAAUCAGAUCAGACCUUACAGAAGUAUGUAAGUCAUUUGCAACAUGAUUUUAAGGAACCCAUGCAAAAUAACCAACAACCUUUAACAGUGUCAAAAUUUGAUCUCUCAUUGCUAUCACAAAAUCAAGAAAAUUUGCCCUGUAUAGUUGAGGAGCCGCAGAAUGCAGAGUAUUUACAUUUAAAACAUUUUUUGGAUAAUGACGAGGACUUAUCUAAAUCAGAUAAUUUAGCUGAUGCUACAACAUCUAGAAGUAGCAGCCCAGAAGCAGUUAGAGUAGUCAGUAGUUUCUUGCAUGAACCUCAACAGUUGCCAGAACAACAGCCACAGCAGUUACUUCAUCAAACAUUUCAUCAUCAGCAACAUCAACAUGCUCACCAGAGUCAGCAAACACAUUUGUCACUUGAAGAACAGCAGCCACAGCAUCCUCAAAUUCAUCUUACUCAACAGCCAAUUCAUAAUCAAUCUGAUCAACAACAAAUACAGCCAGCAAACCAACAACAGCAAUUUGAUAAUGUUCUGCAACAUCCACAUAUUUUGCACAACCAAUCAAUUGGUCAAAUAAAUCAAGACUCUGAGGUAAAUGUAAACCAGACUAGAGAUCAAGCUAAACAUGAGUCAAAGGCACCAAAGCAAGUUAUAAUGCGUACGAUGGGAAUCCAGGUACGUCCUCUGACACCAUCAUCCUUACAAGCAGACGGAAAGAACAUGAAAAUGUUUACUUGUACAAUUUGUGGGAAAAGUUAUAGGAAAAAUGCAAAUUUGAGGGUCCACACGCGAAUUCAUACGGGGGAAAAACCGUUUGAAUGCAAAUACUGUGAUAAACGUUUUUACCAUUCUUCCCAUCUCAGAGAGCACAUUCGAAGGCACACAGGAGAGAAGCCAUUUCAGUGUGCAAUUUGCAAUAAACGAUUUACUAUAAGAGGUGAACUGACAAUGCAUAUGAAGUCUCACACGGGGGAGAAGCCGUAUGCAUGUACAUGUUGUAAUAGGCGAUGUCUUACUGCAGCUGAUCUUAAGCUACACAUGCGCAUUCAUACAGGCGAGAAGCCAUUUAUGUGCAACACGUGUGGACGACAUUUUGCUAGCACAUACAUUCUUAAUGCUCACAUUAAAACGCAUACAGGCGAGCGGCCCUACAGUUGUCUCAUUUGCAAUAAAACAUUCACGCAGUCUUCUCAUCUGCAAGUUCACAUGCGGAAACACACAGGUGAGAAGGUAAGUUGUAAAGUUUGUGACGCAAAAUUUUCUUAUUCGUCGCAACUGACGAUUCACAUGCGUGAACAUACGGGUAAGCAGCCUUAUAAGUGUACUUUGUGCGAUAAAAAUUGUAAAUAUGCGUCAGAAUACGAGACGCAUAUGCGCAAACACACCGGUGAGAAAUUUAGUUGCAAUAUUUGCGACAAGAAAUUUAUGACUGCAUCGUACCUGCAGGAACACAAUAGGACGCAUACAGGUCAAAAUCUGAGCACGUGUGGUAUCUGUGAUAGACAGUUUACAAGACCGACGUACCUGGAAAAGCACAUGCGUACUCAUACUGGUGAAAGACCAUAUGCGUGCGUUACGUGUGGUAAAAAGUUCACGCAGUCCUCAUCUCUUAAAGUUCAUAUUCGGAUUCAUACCGGGGAAAAACCUUUCCAAUGUCAGAUUUGCGAUCGACGGUUUACAACGUCUUCUGACCUGUCCUCGCACAGUAAAAAACAUGACAAAAAGUACAUUAGUUUGUAGACAUUCCCCAUCGGUUAAGGAUGUAUGGUACAUAUUUUUAAAACACCGAUAAGUGGAUGAAAAUUUCCUGUUAUUCUUUAUACAACUCUUUUAUUUCCGUAUCUUGCUCCUACACUUUUUAAGCAUUUUUGUCAUUUUUCCCCGUUUAACGUUAAUAAUUUUAACAAGAAAAUUUAUCCAAUUUUUUAUUUUUGAUUGUUUAAUAAAAUUAAAUGUUUAAAUUAUUCAGCAGUGUCUAAUGUAGAAGUUUGUAUUGUUCCUAAAAAACACAAAAAAGUUUCUACUAUUCAGUAUGCAUAUGAAGUUAUGAAGAUUAAGAUUUUUUACUAAUUUGCCAUACAACCUUAAGCGACACUACAGCUUUAUUAAUUAAAUGUAGGUGGAGCUCUGUUUGAAUUUUUGUAGUUAAUUUUUUAGUUUAAAGAGCUUUAAUAAUGUCGAUAGUCGCAUAAAAAUAUUUAUUGAGCUGCUUUAGAUAGGUAUAAAAAUAUUUUUACACUUUGAGAAAAAUAAUUGUUGUAGUCAGCAAUGAUUCUACAACGUGCGAUUGUGAAAACU
Agrilus planipennis (emerald ash borer) is the source of this 2666-nucleotide messenger RNA. Its product is annotated as zinc finger protein 883. Gene Ontology annotation, cellular component: nucleus. Bases 108 to 2108 code for a protein of 666 amino acids. The record is from RefSeq and is a predicted model, not a curated record. Gene Ontology annotation, molecular function: RNA polymerase II cis-regulatory region sequence-specific DNA binding; DNA-binding transcription factor activity; zinc ion binding. Gene Ontology annotation, biological process: regulation of transcription by RNA polymerase II. The transcript is spliced from 6 exons. NCBI's taxonomy places the organism in Eukaryota, Metazoa, Arthropoda, Insecta, Coleoptera, Buprestidae.